Molecule: messenger RNA, 1038 nt
Organism: Electrophorus electricus (electric eel)
Lineage: Eukaryota; Metazoa; Chordata; Actinopteri; Gymnotiformes; Gymnotidae
Gene: xcr1a.1
Product: chemokine (C motif) receptor 1a, duplicate 1
Biological process (GO): immune response; positive regulation of cytosolic calcium ion concentration; cell chemotaxis
Cellular component (GO): external side of plasma membrane; membrane
Molecular function (GO): C-C chemokine receptor activity; C-C chemokine binding
Source: RefSeq, a predicted model, not a curated record
UCUGUCUACCCAUCAUCUCUUUGCUCUGCAGACAGUGAACUGGACCUAAGUGAUGAACAGUAUUCAAGUGAAAUACCACCUGAUGAAAUGUGUUACAAGGAAACUGUAGUUAAAGUUGGAUCCAUUACAGUUCCCAUAUUUUUUAGCAUUGUGGUCCUGCUCAGUCUCCUUGGUAACAUACUAGUGCUUGUGAUCCUUGGACUCUAUGAGAGCCUCAGAUCGUUGACCAACAUCUUCAUACUGAACUUGGCUCUGUCAGACCUAAUGUUCACUUUUGGUCUUCCAUUUUGGGCCUGUUACUACAUCUGGGGCUGGACGCUGGGAGAUGCAGCAUGCAAAGCUGUGAACUUUGUCUUCUCUGCUGGAUUCUACAGCAGCAUUGUGUUCCUGAUGCUGAUGACUGUUCAGCGCUACAUGGCAGUGGUCCACCCUCUCUCUGACUGGGAAAGAGGGCAAGGGUUUGCUGUUAUUCCUAUCAUUGCUUGGGUUAUGAGCAUUUUAGCAGCAUUGCCGGCCUCACUGCAAAAUGAAGUCUUUUCUGAAGCAGAUUCUCAAAUACUUCACUGUAUGCAUAACAGCACUACAAUACACUUAGCAGUUAUAUAUCAACAGAACGUUUCUUUUGUGGGUGCAUUUUUAGUUUUGAGUUUUUGCUAUAUAAGAAUUCUUCAGACUGUCUUCAAGUCACGAGCAAGCAAGAGACACAGGACUGUAAGAUUAAUUUUUUGUAUUGUUGUGAUAUUCUUUGUUGGUUGGGCCCCUUAUAAUGUUGUAAUAUUCCUGAGGUCCUUAACUUACCAUCAGAUUGAGCCUUUUACAGAAUGUGAUGUUACUGAUCAUCUCGACUAUGCGUUGUACGUCUGCCAGCUGCUGGCCUUUUCUCACUGCUGUCUUAAUCCAGUGCUUUAUGCUUUUAUUGGCGUAAAAUUCAGAAAUCAUUUGAAGAUGAUUCUACAGAAGAUAGUUCGAAGGCAAAAAUACAUGGACAAUAAUCGAGGAAGAAUCACCUUAGUUCAGUCUCAGGGGUCCAUGUACUAA